This is a messenger RNA of Sphenostylis stenocarpa, 1341 nucleotides long. Lineage: Eukaryota; Viridiplantae; Streptophyta; Magnoliopsida; Fabales; Fabaceae. The record is from the annotation of a GenBank genome assembly.
AUGGCUAUCACCCCUCACUUUCUUGUUAUACCAUAUCCAGUUCUAGGCCACGUGAAUCCCCUUAUCCACUUGUCUCAGAUUCUGGCCAAACAUGGCUGCAACAUCACUUUUCUGAACACAGAGUUCAGCCACAAACGGUUGAACAACACUGGUGCUGGCCUUGACAAUCUCAAGGGAUCAGGGAUAAAGUUUGUGACACUCCCAGAUGGGUUAGGCCCUGAAGAUGAUAGAAGUGACCAGAAGAAAGUUGUUCGUUCAAUCAAAACCAACAUGCCCUCUAUGCUUCCCAAGCUUAUACAAGAUGUGAAUGCUUUAGACGUAAACAACAAGAUCACUUGUAUGGUAGUCACAUUGAGUAUGACUUGGGCCUUGAAAGUUGGUCACAAUUUGGGAAUCAAAGGGGCUCUUCUAUGGCCUGCAUCAGCAACUUCUCUGACCUUGUGUGAUUGCAUCCCAAGACUGAUUCAUGAUGGGGUUAUAGAUCCAUAUGGAAUCCCUGGCAGAAGACAGAAAAUUCAACUCUCCCCAAAUAUGCCUUUGAUGGACACAGAAAACUUUCCAUGGCGUGGCCAUGACAAGUUACACUUUGAUCAUCUUGUGCAAGAGAUGCAGACCAUGAAGUUAGGAGAAUGGUGGCUUUGCAACACAACUUAUAAUCUUGAGCCUGCAGCGUUUUCCAUAUCACCAAGGCUCCUGCCAAUUGGUCCAUUGAUGGCAAGUGAUAGCAUCAAAAGUUCAUUCUGGGAAGAAGACACAUCUUGUUUGGAGUGGUUAGAUCAGCAGCUACCACAAUCUGUUGUGUAUGUUUCCUUUGGUAGUAUGGCCGUAAUGGACCCCAACCAAUUUAAUGAGUUAGCUCUUGGAAUUGAUCUCUUUGACAAGCCUUUUGUUUGGGUUGUACGUGCAAGUAAUGACAACAAGGUAAAUAUUACUACAUACCCUCGUGAUUUUCAUGGAAAGAAAGGUAGAAUUGUGGGUUGGGCACCACAGAAGAAGAUAUUGAGCCACCCUGCAGUGGCUUGCUUCAUUAGUCACUGUGGUUGGAAUUCUACUGUGGAAGGUGUAUGCUGUGGCACACCCUUCUUGUGCUGGCCAUUUGCAAAAGAUCAACUUGUUAACAAGUCAUACAUAUGUGAUGUUUGGAAGGUUGGAGUAGGAUUAGACAAGGAUGAAAAUGGAGUGAUAUCAAAGGAAGAGAUAAGGAAGAAGGUGGAACAAUUACUUGGGGAUGAAGAUGUAAAAGCAAGAUCACUGAGAAUGAAAGAAUUGACCAUGAAUAACAUAGCCAAAGGUGGCCAGUCUUCAAAAAAUCUAGAAAAGUUUAUCAACUGGGCACAGUAA